Messenger RNA from Hordeum vulgare subsp. vulgare (domesticated barley), 799 nucleotides. RefSeq names its product heavy metal-associated isoprenylated plant protein 45-like. NCBI's taxonomy places the organism in Eukaryota, Viridiplantae, Streptophyta, Magnoliopsida, Poales, Poaceae. The transcript has 3 exons. Bases 36 to 488 code for a protein of 150 amino acids. Gene Ontology annotation, molecular function: metal ion binding. The record is from RefSeq and is a predicted model, not a curated record.
GGUACCUGCAGUGCGGGCGAUUGGAGUGAGUGAGCAUGCUACGCUUUUGGAGGACGCGGAGGAGCGCUGCCUUGUCGAACGCCCUGUCUAUCGUGGAGAUGAAUGUGCACAUGGACUGCGAGGGCUGCGAGAAGAGGAUAAGGAAGGCCAUGUCCCGGCUCGAAGGCGUGAGCACGGUGGAGAUCGACAUGGACGCGCAGAAGGUGACGGUGACGGGGUACGUUGACCGGCGGAGGGUGCUCCGGGCGGCGCGGCGCACGGGGAGGGCGGCCGAGUUCUGGCCGUGGCCGUAUGACGCCGAGUACUACCCGUUCGCGAUACGGUACCUGGAGGACGACACCUACCUGCCCACGCACAGGUACCACCUCCACGGCUACAACGAUCCGGUGGUGGGCUACUACCCCGGCCACGCCUUCACGCACAUCGUCGACGACCGCGCGCUCGCGCUCUUCAACGACGACAACGUGCACGCCUGCGCCGUCAUGUGAUCCUCCGAAAGAAAUUUAUAGACAACAACAAAAAUAUGCUGUUGAUAUAAUGAUAUAGGACGAAGAACACACGUCAAGUGUUUCUAGCCAAUCUUGGGCAAGGGGUAUAGAGAACAAGGCUAGCAUCACUGAUUAAUUCGCUGUCCUUUGAAAUUGACCACCGGAUAGGAACAUAUAUAAUCUAGCCGAGACGAUGCUGUUUUACAUUGCGGACAAAGAAAAGAUGCUGCGAAAACAUCGAAUUAUUCGAUGCUAGUGGACGAUCUCGCUAAGGUAUCUUAUGUAGUUUAAUCUUGUCUGAUUGAACAACA